Eruca vesicaria subsp. sativa (arugula) is the source of this 1713-nucleotide messenger RNA. The record is from the annotation of a GenBank genome assembly. NCBI's taxonomy places the organism in Eukaryota, Viridiplantae, Streptophyta, Magnoliopsida, Brassicales, Brassicaceae.
AUGAAUCCAAACUCUGACAACAACCAAAGAUGGGAGGCCAAGCUCGAGGACUUAACUUCCAACGUGCAGCAGAUACAAGAUAACUUGUUGGAGGAGAUACUCACACCUAACCUAAAAACUGAGUACCUCCAACGUUUCCACAUCGAGAGGUUUGAUAAAGAGCUCUUCAAGAAGAACGUACCGGUCGUAUCCUACGAAGAUAUUAAGCCUUAUAUCGAUCGUGUUGUUAAUGGAGAAUCAUCUGAUGUCAUAUCGGCCCGUCCUAUUACUGGUUUCUUGCUAAGUUCGGGAACUUCGGGAGGUGCACAAAAGAUGAUGCCAUGGAACAACAAGUACUUGGACAAUUUAACAUUCGCAUACGAUCUUCGUAUGCAUGUUAUAACCAAGCAUGUGAAAGGUUUGGAGAAAGGAAAAGGGAUGAUGUUUCUCUUCACCAAACAAGAAGCCAUUACACCUUCUGGCUUACCUGCUCGAGUUGCAACAAGCAGCUAUUUCAAGAGCGACUAUUUCAAGAACCGUCCAUCGAACUGGUACUACUCGUACACAAGCCCUGAUGAAGUCAUACUAUGUUCAAACAACACACAAAGUCUAUACUGCCAUUUGCUAUGUGGCUUGGUCCAAAGAGACGAGGUUGUGAGAAUGGGUUCCAUCUUCGCUUCAGUCAUGGUCCGAGCAAUCAAGUUUCUUGAAACUUACUGGGAAGAGUUGUGUUCUAACAUCCGUUCAGGCCAUCUCAGCGAGUGGAUCACCGACCUCGGUUGUCAAAGCUCCGUGUCUUUAGUCCUUGGUGGGCCACGUCCUGACUUAGCCGACACGAUUGAAACAAUAUGUAACCAGAGUUCAUGGAAAGGUAUAGUCACAAGACUUUGGCCAAACACUAAAUAUAUUGAAACCGUUGUUACGGGUUCAAUGGGGCAGUACGUUCCCACCAUGAACUACUAUUGUGACGACUUGCCUCUCGUUUCAACAACGUACGGUUCUUCGGAGACAACGUUUGGGAUUAAUGUAGAUCCUUUGUGCAAACCUGAAGAUGUUUCUUAUGCUUUCAUGCCUAACAUGUCUUACUUUGAGUUCAUAACAAUGGAUGGAGACACGCGUGAUGUGGUUGACCUUCAAGAUGUGAAGCUUGGGUGCACUUAUGAACCUGUGGUCACAAAUUUCGCUGGAUUGUAUAGAAUGAGAGUGGGAGAUGUUCUCUUGGUGACUGGUUUCUACAACAACGCUCCUCAGUUUAAGUUUGUAAGAAGAGAGAACGUUGUCUUGAGCAUAGAUUCAGACAAAACCAACGAGGAAGAUCUCUUUAAAGCUGUAAGCCAAGCCAAGCUCGUUCUUGACUCAUCUGAUCUCAUUCUUGUAGACUUCACCAGCUAUGCUGACACCUCAACGUUUCCGGGUCACUACGUGCUUUACGUUGAAGUAAAGGCCAAAGAGGGGAACAAUCAUUUGGAGCUUAAUGAGGAGGCGUUCUCCAAUUGUUGUUCAGUGAUAGAGGAUUCGCUUGACAAUGUUUACAAGAGAUGUAGGUUCAGAGAUGGGUCAGUGGGGCCUUUGGAGAUAAGAGUGGUGCGUCAAGGGACGUUUGAUUCUCUCAUGGACUUUUUCAUCACACAAGGUGCUUCCAUUGGUCAAUAUAAGACUCCUAGAUGCAUUAAAUCAGGAAAUGCCUUGGAAUUUAUGGAGGGCUGUGUGGUUGCAAGGUUUUUUAGUACUUGA